UUUGCCAGAAUGAGGACAACAAUUAUUUUUCUGGCCUGCCUAAUAAGCCAAGUUGUAGCCAUAGAUCGGUCAGUGGACAAGCGUUAUUGCACAUCGAAAUUAUGUGGAUCUAGUAAUACUGCCUGUAUGAACAAUGGGACCCUCGUAUAUUGUAAUCUGAAAGGUCCCAUGAUGCUGAAUAUGACCAGUUACAGAGAUCCCCUCAGCAAAAUGUUCAACAACGUGCGGAACGAGGUGGCCGGUGGCCACUAUAGAAACCUGCCCCAGGCCGCUCGAAUGGCCAAAAUGUCCUGGUCGGAUGAGUUGGCCUGGUUCGCACAUCUCGAUGUGGUUCUGUGCCGCAAGACCACCCACCAUUGUCACACUUCGCCGUACUUUUACUAUAUCGGUGUACUAACCGAAGAGGUAUUCAAAAAUUAUGGCGAAGACACCGCAACGAAUUUGGACAUCAUGAACGAGGUGAUCGAAUACUGGAAAAGCGGUAUCGGAAUGAUCGAUAGAAAAUACACUCUCCAUCUCCCUCAAGCAUUUGAUAAGGCAUCCACCUUCAGGGCAUCCCUGCUGAUUAAUGAGCGCAACUCGCAUUUCGGUUGCGCAACAAUUUACUUUAAAAACAAUGAUCACUUCAUAUUUAGCUGUGCCUUUGCCACGGCCAAUAUCGUUGGCAUGCCGGUUUACAAAUGGGGCCUAAAGCCAGGUAUCAAGUGCCACAGGCGUGAUAAAUAUUACAAAAAUUUGUGCGCCAUAGGAGAGAAAUAUAACAAUCAUAAGAGCUUUUACUCAGCGGAAGUAAUAACAGAGGAAUAAGCAAAGUAAUUUUAUAAUAAUACUUCGACUUAAGAUACAUAGAAUGUGUGAAUAAAUUAGAAUAUAUAUAUAUCCCCAAUGAA
This is a messenger RNA of Drosophila serrata, 890 nucleotides long. RefSeq names its product tabinhibitin 1-like. NCBI's taxonomy places the organism in Eukaryota, Metazoa, Arthropoda, Insecta, Diptera, Drosophilidae. The record is from RefSeq and is a predicted model, not a curated record.